Rhododendron vialii is the source of this 575-nucleotide messenger RNA. RefSeq lists its product as uncharacterized. Lineage: Eukaryota; Viridiplantae; Streptophyta; Magnoliopsida; Ericales; Ericaceae. The transcript is spliced from 2 exons. The record is from RefSeq and is a predicted model, not a curated record. Bases 129 to 389 code for a protein of 86 amino acids.
GAAAAAACAAGAAAAGUAGAAUCCUACCAAAAUCAAGAAACUAGAAAACCCGUCCAGGGUAGGCGUUUAGCCAACGAGAUAACCGAAUCCGAAAUUCUAGGCGUCUGAAUCUCUCCCAAAAUUCCCAAAUGGCAGAGACUAAUCCUGAGCCCUCGAAUCAUUCUUCAGAGAAAGAUGUAAAGGCACCAAAUUUACUUGAAGGAGCAAAGGAAGAGAUUGAAGCAGUGACACAUUCUGAGAAAUCACCUCCGCAUCACAAGGAGACUCAUGGGAGGAGUGAUGACAUUGAUGAGGACACUCCGGUAGAAAAAGUGAAAGGUCCAAAUGUGUUUGAACGAGUGAAGGAAGAGGUUGAGGCUGUGUUUCAGGCAAUCCUCCCGAAGAAAUAAUUCAAUUGUAAGCUGCAUCGUGUCAUUGAAAUGUGGUUGUUGUUAAGGGUGUGCUAAUGACGUAGUCUUGAAAUGGGUAGUUGUUUGAAACGAGGUUGUUGUAUCUUGACAUGGGAUUGUUUGAAAUGAGCUUGUGCGUUGUUGUGUACCUAUUUCCCGUCUCUUUUUUCAGCAAUACGAUGAUAA